AUGUUAUUUAAGUUAUUAUUUCGAAUUUGUGUUAGAAAAAGACAACACAUGUUUUAUAUCAAUAAACAACAUUUUCAUAUAAACAAUAAAAAGUCUGUACUGAAUAUGUCUGUAUCACAUUUGAAACAUUUUCUAAAGCAACAAUGCACAAAUGUCACAGAAGGAUAUACAUGUAUUAUAGCAGAUUGUCCUAUAUGUAAUGAUAUAGAGGAGAAAUCAAAGAUAUAUGUAAAUAAAACAACAGGAUUUUUUAUGUGUGAUAAAUGUGAUGUCACUGGUGCGUGGGAUAUAUUGGAGAAAUUUUUAUCGAUACAGAAGUCUAAUGAAAACCAUAAAGAACUUAAUAUACUAAGAAAUGAUUAUCCUUCGAAGAAAAGUUUUUUAGAAACAUGGAAAUGUGUGACAAAUGAUUGUCAAAGCGUAAAAGAUCUACCUAUGGAAGAAUAUAAUAUUCUACUCAACAGAUUUUCACUUCCUAAUAUUCCACAGCAGGAUAUGAUUCAGUUAAAUUGUUUUUACAAUAAGACAACCAAUAUAUUAUAUUUCCCAUUAAUAGGCCUGAACAAUACCAUAGUCGGUUACAAAACAUUUUCGACUGGUUCACAAAAAGAACAAACAAUUCCAGUCUCUGGAGUUAGUGGAUGUAUUGAAUUUAAACAAGAUAUCAACAAAAAUGAUAAUGUUGCCAUAGUUGUAGAAAUGAUAGAUGAUUUACUAGCCAUAAUGUCGAAGAAAUCUGCAAAUGUUAUUAUCUGUCUUCCAUAUAAUUUAAGAAAUCUGCCUCAGCAAUUAUUACCAUACAUGGAAUCAUUCAAAAAGUUAAUUUUAUGGUUUGGAAAUGAUGCAACAAGUUGGUAUACUGCUAAACACUUUGCCAAAAAAUUUAAUGAAAAACGAUGUUAUUUCAUUAGACCAACGGACUUGCAACCUCGACCGAAAUUAGCCGCCGAAAUGGAUUAUGAUUUUAAUAAUAUUCUACAGAAUGCUCAGCCUCUAUGGCAUAGAAGUAUAAUUACCUUCCAGGAUCUUAAAGAAGAAAUCUUAAGCGAUUUGCAAAAUAAUGAUAAAGUACAAGGAAUAAAGUGGAAGCGAUAUCCAACUUUAAAUCGUAUACUGAAAGGUCACAGGAGAGGUGAAUUUACAAUAUUAACUGGGCCAACUGGAUGUGGUAAGACAACCUUUAUGAGUGAAUAUUCCUUAGAUUUAGCAAUGCAAGGUGUUAAUACAUUAUGGGGUAGCUUCGAGAUAAGAAAUGCACGAUUAGCAAGAACAAUGUUACAACAAAUGAUAGGUGUACCUUUAGAUGAAAAUCUUGAAAAUUUUGAUUCAUAUGCAAAUACUUUCGAAAAAUUACCAAUUUAUUUCAUGACAUUUCAUGGUCAACAAAGCAUCAAAAUAGUAAUGGAUGCAGUCGAGCAUGCAACAUAUGUACAUGACAUUGCUCAUGUAGUAAUUGACAAUGUUCAGUUUAUGAUGGGAACAAUGGCUAGUGAUUUGAAGCAUACAGACAGAUUUUGGAAACAAGACGAUAUAAUAGCGAGAUUUAGGAAUUUCGCUACUGUGUACAAUUGUCAUGUAACCAUGAUAAUACAUCCACGAAAGGAACGUAGCGACGAAGAAUUGACAACUUCGUCGAUUUUUGGAAGCGCGAAAGCGAGCCAAGAAGCAGAUAAUGUGCUUAUUAUUCAAGAUAAAAGACUCACUAGUAUCCGAGGCAAAAAAUAUCUACAAGUGGCGAAGAACAGGUAUAGCGGUGAUUUAGGUAUUAUGAUGUUAGAUUUUGACAAAUUAAGCCUUAGUUAUACUACAAAAUCGAAAACUAAGGAAAAAUGUAGCGAAAAAGUAAAACCUAUAUUAACGAAAUAA
This is a messenger RNA of Eufriesea mexicana, 1866 nucleotides long. It is a transcript of the gene mtDNA-helicase, whose product is annotated as mitochondrial DNA helicase. Gene Ontology annotation, cellular component: mitochondrion. Bases 1 to 1866 code for a protein of 621 amino acids. Lineage: Eukaryota; Metazoa; Arthropoda; Insecta; Hymenoptera; Apidae. Gene Ontology annotation, molecular function: ATP binding; 5'-3' DNA helicase activity; single-stranded DNA binding. The transcript is spliced from 7 exons. The record is from RefSeq and is a predicted model, not a curated record. Gene Ontology annotation, biological process: mitochondrial DNA replication.